Messenger RNA from Macrosteles quadrilineatus (aster leafhopper), 1261 nucleotides. RefSeq lists its product as uncharacterized. The coding region runs from base 49 to 1203 and encodes 384 amino acids. Gene Ontology annotation, molecular function: protein binding. The transcript has 3 exons. NCBI's taxonomy places the organism in Eukaryota, Metazoa, Arthropoda, Insecta, Hemiptera, Cicadellidae. The record is from RefSeq and is a predicted model, not a curated record.
CCACAAGACACACGACCGUCCGUACUUUACUUUCUACUUUUAGGUACAAUGGCAUCUCCAUCUGUUAAAAUAUGGGACCUACCAGAUGAAAUUCUUUGUUAUAUAUUUUCAAAGUUGAAUGCCAAAUUUGUUAUCAGAAGCAUUAUGCUUGUAUGCACCAGGUGGCAAUCAGUUGUGGAAGAAAACUACAUUUUCUGGGUGACGAUAGAAGCAGUCAUUGAUUGUGAUUCCUUCUUAGGUCGCAGUUAUCUACAUGAAACUAAUACCAGGUGGGAAGGCAAGGAAAUAUUGAUCGGAGAAAAAGAUGUUGAAAAAAUAUCCAAAGUUCAAAACUUUAAAUUCAUUGAAGGAAGUAUGAUACUUGACAAAUCAAUUUCCCUGCUCUUGGAGAUUUUUGAAAUUAUUAAUACAAACUGCAAAAAUAUUAAGAAAAUAGAAUUCUUCAAUUGCAUAGGUGUCACAUCAUAUGAAGCUGUGAGGUUUUUAACAGCAAACUAUCGCAACAGUAUCACUGAAGUAAGUUUCGGUGUCAAUGAGUUUACAGAUGGGCUUUACAGAUUUCCAUGUGAUGAAGUCUCAAAAUUUGUUAAUUUAAAAAGGCUAGUUUGUCAUGACACAAUGUUUCAAAGUGAUAAUUUGUAUGAUCUCUGUGAAAACUGUGAACACUUGGACAGUUUAUGGAUUUUAUACUGUACAUCUCUGGAGUCUGAUGCGUUGAUGUAUUUUUUAGAAAAAAAGAAGCAGGUUUUAAAACAAUUGGGCAUAGGUGUGCUGUUGAAUGACUGUAUUCUUAACAAACUUAAUAAAUGUCAUAAUUUGGAAGCUCUGUUUGUUGCGAAUGCCGGAAGUAUAAGUGACAUUUGCAUAAGAUCCUUUGCUCAGCAAUCGAAUCUAAGGUAUUUUUCUCUUCAGCAAGCAAAUAUCAAACAAGAUACACUAGCAGAUCUUGUUUCAUGUAAUAGGAAACUAGGUGUGUUCAAAUACUUGAAGAUUUUAGACAUGACUGGUCAUUAUCAAUGGUGCAAUGAUGAAAGGAUAUACCCAAACUUGUUUGAAGAAGAAUGUUGCACGAGCAAGAGGCAUGACCAGACGCACAUAAGAGUAAUUUACAACAACCGGAUGAACUUUAAGCAAAGAUCUUAUUCAUCUUCUAUUAGCCACUGGAUGUUUGGCUCCCUAAGAUAUUUUGACUCUAACUGGUAAAUAUCCUCCUCCAAUUAAGUGCAAAGGUCAAUUUAUGUAGCACUGGUACAAAAAAAAC